Oryza sativa Japonica Group (Japanese rice) is the source of this 790-nucleotide messenger RNA. RefSeq names its product early nodulin-93. The record is from RefSeq and is a predicted model, not a curated record. NCBI's taxonomy places the organism in Eukaryota, Viridiplantae, Streptophyta, Magnoliopsida, Poales, Poaceae.
ACCUCCAAAACCCAUCCAUCACUCCAUCAUCUAUCUGCUCACACAUUCACUGCUGCUCAUCGCGUGCAGAGCGGUUAACUGAAAUUUGAUUUGGAUCAUAGUUAGGGAUUGAAUUAGGAUGGCAACGACGGUGACUCGUGCACACCUGGACCAGAGGCUUGCCCUCGCCAAGCGCUGCUCCAGGGAGGCGAACCUUGCAGGGGUUAAGGCGGCUGCUGUCGCGACCAUCGCCUCUGCCGUUCCAACCCUGGCGAGCGUGAGGAUGGUGCCAUGGGCGAAGGCCAACAUCAACCCGACGGGACAGGCGCUGAUCAUCUGCACGGCGGCCGGGAUGGCAUACUUCGUCGCCGCCGACAAGAAGAUCCUCUCGCUGGCCAGGAGGCACUCCUUCGAGAACGCACCUGAACACCUCAAGAACACCUCCUUCCAGGGCACCGGCCGCCCCCACCCUGCCUUCUUCAGGCCCUGAUCAAUAAUUACAAGAACACAACAUAUGCUAUAUUAUAUAUACUUCUAGCUACCUGGCUAGCUAGCUGCAUAUGAUCAGAGUAGUAUCUGUAUCAUGUAGUAGUAGUAGUAGUAGUAAUACAAUACAAGUACUACGCCCCUGCAGAGAUCGAACCGUUUACAACAGCUAGCUGCUCAUCCUGGCCUCUUGCCAUUAGGCAUUAUCUAGCCACACCUGAAUAUGAAUACAUGCAUGUACUCCUAUCUUGUACUAAUAACUUCAUGUAACACUGCUGCAGUAAUAAUGUUCAGAAAUCACAACACAACUAGUAUUGUUAUUGUA